AAACAAAACAUCCUUCCCUCUUCCCCUCCAGGCACCCUGGGCGUCGUCACCGAGGUAACGAUAAAGAUCCGGCCCGUCCCCGAGUACCAGAAGUACGGCUCGGUGGUGUUCCCCAACUUCGACAUGGGGGUGGCCUGCUUACGGGAAGUGGCCAAACAGAGGUGCGCGCCUGCGUCCAUCCGUCUGGUGGAUAACGAGCAGUUCCAGUUUGGUCAUGCCCUGAAGCCGCAAGUGUCUUCAAUGUUUACAUCGUUUCUCGAGGGCCUCAAGAAGUUCUACAUCACCAAGUUCAAAGGCUUCGACCCGCAGCACCUGUGUGUCGCCACGCUACUGUUCGAGGGAGACCGCGAGAAGGUCCUGCAGCACGAGAAGCAGGUUUAUGACAUCGCCGCCAAGUUUGGGGGCCUGGCAGCUGGGGAGGACAAUGGCCAGCGCGGCUACAUGCUGACCUUUGUGAUCGCCUACCUCCGGGACCUGGGCAUGGACCACUUUGUGAUCGGGGAGUCGUUCGAGACCUCCGUGCCUUGGGACAGGGUCCUGGAUAUCUGCCGGAACGUCAAGGAGCGCAUCACUAGAGAGUGUAAAGACAAAGGGGUUCAGUUCACCCCGUUCUCCACAUGCAGAGUGACCCAGACCUACGACGCGGGCGCCUGCGUCUACUUCUACUUCGCCUUCAACUCGCGGGGCCUCAGCGACCCCGUGCACGUCUACGAGCAGGUGGAGCACGCGGCCCGGCAGGAGAUCCUGGCCAACGGGGGGAGCCUGUCGCAUCACCAUGGAG
This is a messenger RNA of Gadus morhua (Atlantic cod), 781 nucleotides long. Its product is annotated as alkyldihydroxyacetonephosphate synthase, peroxisomal. Lineage: Eukaryota; Metazoa; Chordata; Actinopteri; Gadiformes; Gadidae. Gene Ontology annotation, cellular component: peroxisome. The record is from RefSeq and is a predicted model, not a curated record. Gene Ontology annotation, molecular function: flavin adenine dinucleotide binding; alkylglycerone-phosphate synthase activity. Gene Ontology annotation, biological process: lipid biosynthetic process.